CCGAUAUGGCAAUAGAAGCAUUUCAAGACUCAAAUAUGAAACAAUUCCUGCUGAUAGCACUGGUCGGCGCUCUGGCCCUGGCACUGGUCUAUAGUCAUCCGUUGGAAGAGCAGCGCCUUACACUGGAGGACGCCGAUGCCCAGCCCGUGAACGAUGAGGGAGCCGGCAUUCGAGCGGCCCGUCACUUUGGCGGCGGCUUUGGCGGAUUCGGGGGCAGAGGAGGUGGCGGUUUCUGUUGCGGCGGAGGUGGCGGUGGAUAUCGCAGAGGCGGCGGUGGCUUUGGAGGUGGUUAUCCAGGUGGUGGCUUUGGAGGUGGUUAUCCAGGUGGUGGUUAUGGCAGUGCAUCUGCCUCUGCUUCAGCCUCUGCCUCCAGCUCCGGAGGCUACUAUGGCAAGUAAUGGCCAAAUGAUCUGACCUGUGCUAAAAACAGAUUAUAGUCGAAA
Molecule: messenger RNA, 443 nt
Organism: Drosophila miranda
Lineage: Eukaryota; Metazoa; Arthropoda; Insecta; Diptera; Drosophilidae
Product: glycine-rich cell wall structural protein
Exons: 2
Coding region: 6-398 (130 amino acids)
Source: RefSeq, a predicted model, not a curated record